UCGAUCGAUAACUCACUCACAGCCCGUAUAUAAACGUACUACAUGCGUGUAUAGCUAGCUACACGGCGCGCUAUGCAAGCUCCUAAGUUGCACCGCAGGUUGUCAUCAGGCGGGCGCGCGCCUAGCUAGCUAACAUGGUGGCAUCAAGAAGAGCAUCGUCGAUGCGUGUAAGAGCUGCCAUGAAGAUGACAUACCUCCCGGCCUUCGCCGUCGUCUUGCUCUCGGGGUGCGGCCAUGCCUCCUCGAGGUCGCUGCCCUCGGUCACCACCCAUGGCGCCGAUGCACAGCUGGAAGGUGGCCGAGCGGCGCGCGCCAAGCUCGAGCCUCCAACCGCGAAUGCUGAUAAACCGCCGGAGCUCGGAAUCCGCGACAACGGUUCCAUUCAGUCUGAGAAGAAAAAGCGCCAUGCCAAGGCGCCGCCCAAGCACCACGGGCCUGGCAAACACGCUCCCCCGGCCGACCCUUCGCCGCCGGCGCCUGAUCCGGACGGCGGCCAGCCCCCGGAGGUACCUGUUCCGGAGGGCCCGCACGACCAGAACCCGCCGGCGUGGCCGUUCCCGUGGCCGCAGCCGCCACCGGGCAACGACCGGCCGCCUCUGCCUCCGUUCCCGUUCCACCCACCGCCACUUCCUGCAUGGCCGCAACCAGAACCAGGCGAGCAGUGGCCCCCGCUGCCGGCAUGGCCGCAGCCAGAACCAGGAAAGCAGUGGCCCCCGCUUCCUGCAUGGCCGGAGCCAGGACCAGGAGAGCAGUGGCCGCCGUUCCCGGCAUGGCCGCAGCCAGAACCAGGAAAGCAGUGGCCGCCGUUCCCGGCAUGGCCGCAGCCAGAACCAGGAAAGCAGUGGCUGCCGUUCCCGGCAUGGCCACAACCGGAGCCAGGAAAGCAGUGGCCUCCCUUCCCGUUCUACCCGCCGCCGAUGCCGUCAUGGCAGUGGCCGCCAUCACCGUCUUUCCACGGCGAGGAGGAAGAACACGCAUCUAGGCUGGCGCCGCCUGUUCCAGCGCACAACUGAUGCAUGCGUACAGCGCACAGGUACACAAGCGCGCGAUUUUGCCCUCGCGGGAGGACACCAAAUAUUUGUACGACAGGAAUGAAUAGCAAGGAUAUCAAAUAUUAGACCGUGACCACGUAAUCAAUAAAGCUGGCAUAAUUUUAUGUUGGGAUCGCCUGGAACUCAGCCGGCUGGGACAUAGUUAUGUCUCUGACGUCACCUGCCGUCUUUUCUAAUUUAAACAUGAUUUUUUUAGUCGCUCAGCAACCCGCUCGUUUCCUUCGAUCUAGGUUGUUUAUUUUUGGCUGGGCAAUGUUCGUUGUCUUGUCUCGUGGGCUCUCUAGUUAUGGGCCUCGUGGGUUCUCUAGUUACAGAAAUAGUUGAGAGAUCGAGUUUAUUUCAGCCUUGUACUUUUGUUCAUGAGCGUAGGAACUUUAACUUUGAAGCGCACAAUCUCGCAAAAUUGCAUGUAAUUUAGCUAUAGGUCGUCACUUAUGGCUGGGUCUUCCCCCGGACCAGCUUGUACCUUUGAACAUUAUCCAAUAAAUACAUGCGAGAUUUCUCAAAAA
Triticum aestivum (bread wheat) is the source of this 1561-nucleotide messenger RNA. Its product is annotated as proline-rich protein HaeIII subfamily 1. The coding region runs from base 135 to 1013 and encodes 292 amino acids. The transcript has a single exon. NCBI's taxonomy places the organism in Eukaryota, Viridiplantae, Streptophyta, Magnoliopsida, Poales, Poaceae. The record is from RefSeq and is a predicted model, not a curated record.